Balearica regulorum gibbericeps (East African grey crowned-crane) is the source of this 3316-nucleotide messenger RNA. NCBI's taxonomy places the organism in Eukaryota, Metazoa, Chordata, Aves, Gruiformes, Gruidae. The record is from RefSeq and is a predicted model, not a curated record.
CUUUCAUCAAGUGGUGAUUUUAUGCAAUGGCAUCAAGCCACAGUUCUUCACCAGUGCCUCAGUCAAACAGCAGUGAUGCUUUCUUUAAAAAGGAAAUGGAUGCCACAAAACGCUUUCGACCGGUGCAGUCACUGCCUGAUGUGUGUCCGAAGGAACCUACAGGCGAUCCCAGUAAUUUAUGUGACAGCCCAUCUUUAGUUGUGGAUCAGCACAGAUGGACUAUUUAUCAUUCCAAAGUCAAUCUCCCAGCAGCACUAAAUGAUCCUAGGUUAGCAAAAAGGGAAUCUGAUUUCUUUACAAAAACAUGGGGAGUGGACUUUGUGGACACUGAAGUCACGCCUUCAUUCUACCUCCCACAGAUCACCAAGGAACAUUUUGCAUUAUACCAACAGGAAAUCACUCCGAGAGAGAAGGUUCAUGAAAGAUGCAAGAAUAUUUAUACUCCUAAAGAUACCUUUGACAGGACUCUAUUACACACCCACGAUAAAUCCAGGACAGAUCUGGAACAAGUACCUAAGAUUUUUAUGAAACCAGAUUUUGCCUUGGAAGAUUCCUUAACAUUUAAUGCCGUUUUACCAUGGUCUCAUUUUAGUACUGCUGGUGGAAAAGGAAAUCGUGAUGCAGCUUCCUCCAAGUUACUUCAAGAAAAGCUGAGCCAUUAUCUGGACAUUGUGGAAGUCAAUAUUGCUCAUCAGAUUUCUCUGCGCUCAGAAGCAUUUUUUCAUGCAAUGACCUCUCAGCAUGAGUUGCAGGACUACCUCAGGAAAACCUCCCAGGCUGUAAAAUUACUUAGAGAAAAAAUCUCCAAAAUUGAUAAAGUAAUGUGUGAAGGAUCACUUCGAGUUUUAAGACUAUCACUCACCAGAAAUAACUGUAUAAAAGCAUACAAUAAAUUGAAGUUAAUGGCUACUGUACACCAAACACAGCCCACAGUGCAGUUGCUGCUGUCCACUUCUGAGUUUGUUGGAGCUUUGGACUUAAUAGCAACAACACAGGAGGUGUUACAGCAAGAGCUUCAAGGCAUUCACAGUUUCCGGCAUCUUGGCUCACAGCUUUGUGAACUGGAAAAGCUGAUAGAUAAAAUGAUGAUUGCAGAGUUUUCAACUUAUGCUCGCAAUGAUUUAAAUAGACCCCUAGAAGAUGAUUGCCAAAUUCUAGAAGAGGAGAGACUUGUAUCACUAGUAUUUGGACUUUUAAAACAAAGAAAGCUAAAUUUUUAUGAAAUAUAUGGAGAUGAAAUGAUUAUCACUGCAAAGAACAUCAUUAAACAGUGUGUGGUUAAUACGGUAUCACAGAUAGAAGAAAUAGAUACAGACGUGGUUGUUAAGCUUGCAGACCAGAUGAGGAUGAUGAAUUUUCCUCAGUGGUUUGAUUUACUGAAGAAUAUUUUUUCUAAGUUUACUAUCUUCCUCAAGAGAAUAAAGGCAACGUUAAAUACUAUCCGUAGCGUGGUUUUCUUGGUUCUAGACAAGAACCAAAAAACCACAGACCUGGAGGACACCUUACAAAAGAACUCUGCUAAAGACAGUACGGUGGACACAGAAGUGGCUUACCUGACUCAUGAAGGCAUGUUUAUAAGCGAUGCAUUCAGCGAAGGGGACCUCCCGCCUGUAGCAGCUGACACUACCUCUCAAAGAAACACUUCCCCUAACAGUGAGCCCUGUAGCAGUGAUUCGGUCUCUGAACCAGAGUGUACUACCGAUUCCUCAUCCAGCAAAGAGCAAACAUCGUCUUCUGUCACUCCAGGGGGAGUAGAGAUGAUGAUCAGUGAUGACAUGAAGCUGACUGACCUGGAACUGGUCAGGCUGGCAAACAGUAUACAAGAGUUGCUUUAUAAUGCCUCUGAUAUCUGCCAUGAUCGUUCAGUCAAGUUCCUCAUGGCAAGAGCAAAGGAUGGCUUCCUGGAGAAGCUGAAUUCCAAUGAGUUUGUUGCUCUUUCUCGCUUGAUGGAAGGCUUUAUCUUAGAUACUGAGCAGAUCUGUGGCAGGAAAAGUAUGUCCUUGCGAGGAGCACUUCAGAGUCAAGCGAAUAGAUUUGUGAAUAGAUUCCAUGAGGAGAGGAAGACGAAACUAAGCCUACUCUUGGAUAAUGAGCGCUGGAAGCAAGCUGAAGUUCCUGCCGAGUUUCAGGAUCUUGUCGAUUCGGUGUCACAUGGCAGAAUUUCUCUCCCUGAAAAAAAACCAGCAGCUACCGAAGAAAGAAAGCCAACUGAUUUCCUUAUUGUUGAAGGACAAAAAUAUGCAACAGUUGGGACAGUAUUGCUGUUAAUAAGAAUAAUCCUCGAGUACUGCCAGUGUGUGGAUAACAUUCCUUCCAUCACCACUGACAUGCUUACCCGCCUGUCUGAUUUACUGAAGUAUUUCAACUCUAGAAGUUGCCAACUAGUGCUUGGAGCUGGUGCAUUACAAGUUGUUGGUUUGAAAACAAUCACUACAAAAAACCUAGCCCUUUCUUCACGUUGCCUACAGCUAAUCGUACACUACAUUCCUAUUAUCAGGGCUCAUUUUGAAGCUCGACUGCAGCCGAAGCAGUUUAGCAUGCUCAGGCAUUUUGACCACAUUACGAAGGAUUAUCAUGACCACAUAGCUGAAAUUUCAGCAAAGCUUGUUGCCAUAAUGGAUAGCUUAUUUGACAAACUAUUAUCCAAGUAUGAAGUGAAAGCUCCUGUUCCUUCAGCAUGCUUCAGGAAUAUCUGCAAGCAAAUGGCAAAGAUGCAUGAAGCUAUAUAUGAUCUCCUUCCUGAGGAGCAAACUCAGAUGUUGUUUUUACGAAUUAACGCAAGUUACAAACUUCACCUGAAGAGGCAGCUUGCUCACCUAAAUGUAGUCAAUGAUGGAGGACCUCUGAAUGGACUGGUUACUUCUGAUGUAGCGUUUUACACUGGAAACCUUCAAGCUCUGAAAGGCCUUAACAACUUAGACCUAAACAUGGCUGAAAUUUGGGAGCAGAAGAGGUGAUAAUCCACUGGGAGCAGUCACUUGGCUCUGACAACAGACCGACUUUCUUCUAAGCAGCGUGAUGACUGUGAGGUGAAUACUUAAGACCCGGAGUCCAAGAAAGGACACUAUUGAUAGUUGGGGAAACUAGACUCAGAGUGAGCUGCAGGGAGUGAUCUUCUCAGUGUCCUUCAGCAAGAAACAAGUGAUCAGCUGUCUGUGCAAUGGUUUGUUUUUUUUUUCAUUCUCUCUGGAAACAGACUCAGGUUUCUUUGGACCAAAUCCAAAAGAACACAUAGCUGUAACACAGCUGUAGUUGUCUAGAAUGCUCUGUAUAUCUUUAUAUUAAAAAGAUGCUUUGCAUUUCUUCUAGUGCAAUG